Molecule: messenger RNA, 3984 nt
Organism: Nematostella vectensis (starlet sea anemone)
Lineage: Eukaryota; Metazoa; Cnidaria; Anthozoa; Actiniaria; Edwardsiidae
Product: putative white-brown complex homolog protein 30
Exons: 20
Coding region: 177-3080 (967 amino acids)
Molecular function (GO): ATP binding; ABC-type transporter activity; ATP hydrolysis activity
Source: RefSeq, a predicted model, not a curated record
UACUUAAUGCCGCUUCAGGUCCCACACGGCUGUUGCUCUCUGCAAAUAUAAUUUUCCUGUUUGCACUGUGCUUAAGUACCUUAAAAGUUAAGUGAUUUGACAUAUUCUUCCUGGAAAAGACAGAGACAGAGCAACUCAAGUUUUUCACUAAAUCAUAUUAUAUUGAAACAGGAGUAAUGGCGCUCGGCGCUAAAGCUAUGGUUCUGUUUUGUGGAGUUGUACUCGGUUGCACUCGAUCAUCUUUGGCUCUUACACGAGAAAUGUGUUCGGCUUCGACAACCGAGAUUCCUAUGUCCUGUUGUCCAACGGAGCUGUUGGGUGCAUGUUGCCUACCUAUCGUGAGACCGUGCAACGAAACACUCCAGCUACAGAUCACAGAACUCAUGUCCAACUUCUCGAGGCUUCCCUCCAUUCCCAGCUCUGUAAUCUCUUCGAGGAGGCGCCGAGAUGCGAAAGCCUACAACGUAUCUUCCGCCAAUUCAUCAACUCCGACAAACUCGUCGAGUCCCGAUGGAGGUCAAUUUGGUCUUCAGAGCUUCUCUAGUCUGGUGGACUACCUCGGUACCCAAUCCAAUCAAAAUCGAAAGCCAUACUGCGUUCAUCCUAUGAAUUCGUCAGCAUGUCUGGAUGGCUUCUACCUGGACGCCGUCGAGUCAAAACCAAAGCCUUGCCCCCCAGGGUUUUACUGUCCAAGUAAUCAAUUGUGUAUAAUACCAUGUCCAGAGGGAUCGUAUUGUAUCACAGAUUACGUGGUGAACUCAACGAAAGGGUCUUCCUACGGCUGUCGCGAAGCAGGCUUUUGCUGUGAACCGUCCGGCGGGGUGCCGGUCUAUGACCCGGACAGCGGAAGGUAUAUCUGCCGCGGCUCCUUUAGACCUAACCCCUGUGAAAAGGGUUACUUCUGCCCUAACGUCACUUCACGCAAGAUAUGCCCCGAGGGCUACUUCUGUCGAGAAGGGAGUGUCGAGCCACAGCCUUGCCCACCUCUAGCGAGCUGUAAAGUAGGCUCUUCUGCUCCAGUCGUCAUGACAGCUGGUGUCUCCUUACUCGUUCUCAUCAUCGUCCUCGCGACCGUGGUCAGCGUCUGCUUCUAUUACCGCCGCACAAUCAGGUUUUACUCCCAUCUGUACGCUUCACGAUAUUUGAAACGAGACAAGGAGGCGAUCAACGCUUUUCAAGUAGACAGUGGUCUGAGAAUGGCGAUGAUUGGUGCAUCGGAAAUCCACAACCAAGCAGACAAGAUUGUCCCGAAAGACUUCCAAAUCAACAUCGCUUUUCAUAACCUCAGCCUGCAACUUAAAGGGGGGUCAAAGAAAAAGGUGCUUGCUGGCGUGACAGGAAAGAUCAACUCAGGGGAAGUUACAGCCGUCAUGGGCCCCUCAGGAGCCGGCAAAACGACCUUCCUGAACACGCUCAGUGGCAAGGCGUACUACGGGAAUCGGGGUGGUGACAUCUUUAUCAACGGCGUCAAAGAAAGUGACUUUGACAAAUAUCGGACAAUCACUGGCUUCGUUCCACAGGAGGAUGUCAUGCACCGUAACUUGACCGUCAAGGAAGUGCUGAGGUACCAAGCGGAGCUAAGGCUGUCCUCAUCCACGAAAAGCUCCAAGAAGCAUGAACGCGUUCAACAGAUUAUUGAGCUUUUGCAGCUUGAGCGUAUCCAGGAUUCGCAAAUCGGCGACGAGGAAAACCGUGGUAUAUCUGGUGGGCAGAGGAAAAGAGUAAAUAUCGGAAUGGAACUGGUUGUGGAUCCUACCCUACUCUUUCUGGACGAGCCGACAAGUGGUCUCGACAGUACCUCUAGUCUGUCUGUGCUGAACGCACUGCGCGCCGUCGCCGAAAAAGGCCGACUCACCAUCGUCUGUGUCAUCCAUCAGCCACGCUUUGAGAUCUUCCGCAUGUUUCACAACCUUCUCUUCCUGGGUCCUGGUGGCCGAACUGUUUUUCAAGGUUCGGUUGACGAGGCGGAGGAAUAUUUCCAGUGUUUGGGAUUCGAGAAGCCUCUUAACGUGAACCCCGCAGACUUCUACAUGGACGUGAUUGGUGGGGUGUACGUCAAGGAUAACUUCGCGCCUUCGCAGCUUUUUAACGAAUGGGAAAGUUACCAAUCAGAGCGUGAUGGCGUUGAUGCCCCGGUUGAAAGCCCGCACACCGUGAUUGACACCUCAUCUACUGCCAAUCUUGUGGCAUCUACAAAAGGCGUACAGCUUAUCGGUAUGAGGGAACUCAACGAGUCCAACGGCGGGUCAGCAAAACCCGUAUCAUUUGAGCAAAGAAAGAUGCCAAAUUUGUUUGCGCAGUUUUUGACAUUCUACCGACGUGAGAAUCGGCUGCUGUUUAGGAUCUUGAGGACGCUGUUUUUGGACCAGAUGAUGGUGCUUGUGGCAGGACUUAUCCUCGGCGCACUUAACACGGAGGUCGCUUUGUCGAACAUUUUUUCCUUACAGACGAUCAGCUGUAUCGCUCUUGGCCUGACCGCCAUGCUCCCUGCGCUACGUUAUUUUGGAAACCACAGGGUGAUAUUCUGGAGGGAAUCAGCGUCUGGGGUAAAUCGACUCAGCUAUUUCCUCGCGGUGGAUUGUGCGCAGUGGCCAAUCAUCCUCAUUAGUCCACUAGUGUACCUGAGUCUUCUGUAUUCCUUGACCAUCCCAAGAGGUCAGUUUAUUCAUCACUACGCGUCGACUGUAGGGGCGUGGUUCGCGUGCAAUGGAACUGGUUACUUGCUGUCCAUCUUGUUAAAUCCAAGAAACUCGCAGCUCGCGUCGGUGCUCGUAGCCCUCAUUAACUCUUUGCUAGCAGGUUCCUCACCCUCCCUUUGCUCUUUGGACAAGUUUACGUUCGUCGGCCCCGCCCUCUACAACCUGUCCUAUGCUCGGUGGUACAUGGAGUCGCUAUUUGAAGUAGAAGCCAACCGAUACCCCCGUGUGAUGGCCCCUCUAGUAUACGGCAUCGCCGGCAGGAACGGCUACACCUUAAGGGAUUACAACUUUGCUCUCUCCAUGCUUUUCGUACUCGGAAUCGGAACACGCAUCUUAGCGUUCGUUGCGUUGUGCUUGUUGAACAGAGGCAAGCAGAAAUGAAGGGAUGAUUAUACUGGGUGUGUCAUCAAUCAUAAAAGCAAUUGGCAAUUGUAAUAUAUACUCUGAGCAGUGCUCGUAUCUUAACUAAAUUAGGCUCAUAAAUCAUGCUAUUCUAGCUUUAUGUGAUUUUCUUUUUUUGUUUUUUUAAUGUAUUUCGAGUUUUUUUUGUAAGGGACGGACCGUUAGAAAAGUGAAGGGGGGGGGGGGGGGGGUAAGGAACAAAAAAAAUUCAUACACGAAAAAAAUGGAAAAAAUGCAUGUAGUCAAGACAAGACAAAAAAAAUGCAUUCAAUGAUUUAAAAAAAUCCUGCACGUCUUUGAGACAAAGACAAACAAAAUAUUCACGACUGAAACCUCCCUACCCACCCCCCUUGCUCCCUUCCCCCACCCACCCCCCUUCAUUUUUCCAAUGGUACGUCCCUAAAAGGGGAAAGUACAGCCCAUAUGCGGCCUUUUUUAUAGGGGGAAAAAAACUUGUAUUUUCUCGCUAUGGACCUCAUAUAAAGUUUUUAUUUGCAAAACACUCCUAGUAGGUCACCUCGUGAUCUUCUCUCAGUUUUCAAUAACUCUCGUUAAUAAUUUCCAACAGCUAAAUCGCCAGCUGGCUUCACUCAUUCAAAAUCUUUUGAAGCGUUCUCAUUGUUCAGCACUGAAAUGGUUUUCAAUCACGACACUUCUCCCACAAGGCGUUGACAAUGCUAAUUGUAAUUCCGUUAGUUUGAAAGACGUAAUCCCCCAUCCUGUCUACAACAGGGUAACCAUAGAAAUGACAACAUGACUCACAAGCUAAAAUCUUUUACUGCAAACCAAAUAUUUACAGUGGCUUAUUUACAGAUCGAAUAUGCAAUUGAGAAAAUUCACAGCAAAUUGUAUUUUGUAAUUGAAAUAAAAAUGUACACCUUUA